This is a messenger RNA of Lycium barbarum (goji berry), 1445 nucleotides long. RefSeq lists its product as uncharacterized. Lineage: Eukaryota; Viridiplantae; Streptophyta; Magnoliopsida; Solanales; Solanaceae. Bases 662 to 1066 code for a protein of 134 amino acids. The record is from RefSeq and is a predicted model, not a curated record. The transcript is spliced from 2 exons.
GGAUAGGCAAAAUUUAAAUAUUGUGAAUUUUUAAUUUUUAAUUUUCUAAUACGGAAUUUAUAAAGUGGCAAAGCACUUACAUGGCCAGUGGCAAGUCAUAACUCAUAACCUAUUGCUGAAAAUUUCGCAUUCUAAUUAUUUCUAUUUUCUAAGCAAUUCGCACGUAGUUCAAUAACUUUAACGCAACAAGAAAUAUUUCAAUAAGUUUACUGUUUUAAGUGGGCCAAGAUUAGUAAGUUUUUGAAACUUUACUGUUACAAAGAAUAAGUGGGUAAAGUUCUCCUAUAUGUCGUGAAAAUAACCCAUUUUAGAGCCACAAAUCCUGACAUUCUUGUCAGUAAUUUCAUGAAUUAAAAAAUUAAGCUAGUUCUAAUUCCCACCCUUUUAGCUAACUAAUUAGUUUUUCACUUCCUGUUACAUUGGUGUAAGAUGAUAUGUGGUUCAUUUUUCCGUUUGUACUUGAAGCUAUAUUGAAUUUUCAUUCUUUUUAAAAAAUGCAAGGCCUUCAACGUUUGCAGGUUUCUUGUCCCAAUCUGGAAGAGCUAACGCUCAUCAGUGACGCUGAAAGCAUACUACUCUAUGCUCUCACCAACUUCCAACUGGCUACUUCAGUAAACUUAAAAAAUUACACAUACGGGGUUGUGACAAAUUGAGAAACUUGAUGUCUCCAUCAGUGGCCAGAGGUGCUCUAAAUUUCCAAAUACUUAGAAUAAACGAAUGUCCAUUAAUGGAAGAAGGGAUCACAGAAGAGGAACAACAAGGAGAAGAAAUGAGUAAUGAGCCCUUAUUUCCCCGGUUGGAAAAGCUGAAGCUUGGAUAUCUACCGAAGCUGGGGCAUUUCUUUCUGACAAAGUGUGCUCUUGAAUUUCCAUUUCUCAGAAGAGUGGACAUUAGAAACUGCCCUGAAAUGAAGACGUUUAUCCAGCUGGGAUCUGUGAGUACACCAAAUUUGAAAUAUUUGUCAGUAGAAGAAUGGAUCGAAGAUGCUGAGAUGAAAAGUGAUCUCAAUAUUGCGAUACAACAGAGGUUCAAUUCUAAGUCUCUACUCCCAGGAACAAGAAACUAGCAAGUGAUCAUGGCAGAAACUAGUGUUGUCUAUGAAUCCGAAGCUAGGGAGGUAAUAAGUACUCGAUGAAAUAGUUGAAGUGUGUGCAAGUUAGCUAGAAAGAUCACCUGAUAUUUGUGCUUAUGGGGGUAACAAGCAGCGGCGGAUCUACAAUAGUGUAACCUAUGGAACUCAAUAGCUUUUACCUAGAGACUUUGUAUUGUAUUAGUUAAAUUCUAGUAAAUAAUUGACUGUAAACGCAGUUAUUAUUGUAUAUUAACCUGAGGUCGUUCUAGGUUCUAUAAGCUUCAAAUUCUAAAUCAACCUCUGGUUCUAAAUUCUUCUUUCAUUAUAUUUAGCUUCUAAUAUGUAGAUUUAUUUGUCAUGCAUAUCAUAUUGC